Molecule: messenger RNA, 252 nt
Organism: Leptosia nina
Lineage: Eukaryota; Metazoa; Arthropoda; Insecta; Lepidoptera; Pieridae
Source: the annotation of a GenBank genome assembly
AUGAGUGUGCAUCAACAUCCCCCUCACCCGAAGCGUGCAGCACCCAGGACGUCGGUGCGCGAGAUGAAGCCACCGACGUCACCACCGGCCAGACGCUGCCAUUGCAGCACACCUACCGACGGGCUCGUAGCAACGAGCCACGAUACCCGCCACCUCCUGCAGGCGCAAUUGCGCGAACAGGAAUACCUGCGCCCGCUGAAGCGGUCGCAGAAGAAAGUCAUAGCCCGAAUCGUAAUUGUUUUCAAUUUAUAA